This is a messenger RNA of Trematosphaeria pertusa, 1446 nucleotides long. RefSeq names its product FAD-binding domain-containing protein. Gene Ontology annotation, cellular component: membrane; cytoplasm. Gene Ontology annotation, molecular function: Delta24(24-1) sterol reductase activity; FAD binding. The record is from RefSeq and is a predicted model, not a curated record. NCBI's taxonomy places the organism in Eukaryota, Fungi, Ascomycota, Dothideomycetes, Pleosporales, Trematosphaeriaceae. The transcript is spliced from 2 exons. Bases 1 to 1446 code for a protein of 481 amino acids. Gene Ontology annotation, biological process: steroid metabolic process.
AUGCCUCUACUUCUCAUGGACACCCACAGAUACGUUGUCCGAGAAAUCUCGAAAGAAAUCCACUCCUUUUAUGAGGGGAAGCGGCCGUUCCGAGUCUACCAUGGGUCUACGCAUUCCUCUCGCGCUAUGCAUGAUCCGCGAGCGGUCGUCCACACAGCUGAUCUGAGUCAUAUAUUGGAUAUCAAUACCAAGAGCAGGUUCGUUAUGGCCGAGCCGAAUGUACCUAUGGACAGGCUCGUGAAGGAAGUGUUGAAGCAUGGUUUAAUACCCCCUGUGGUGCCUGCCUUCCCCGGAACCACUGUAGGAGGGACCUUCGCAGGUACGGCGGGGGGCAGCUCAUCCUUCAAAUACGGCUUCUUCGACCGGGCUGUGUCAUGGAUAGAGAUCGUACUUCCGGACGGGAAGAUCACGAGAGCCUCGCGAACGUGCAACCCGGAGCUCCUAACCGGUAUGAUUGGAACGUUGGGUACUAUUGGCAUCGCCACGCUCUUCCAGAUCAAGUUGGUACCAGCAGCCGAAUGGGUCGAAUUGGCGUACCUACCAGUCGAAUCUACGAUCGAAGCUCACGAUACGAUUAACCGCUGCUCCCAAGACCAGGAGAACGAUUUCGUAGAAGGUCUGGUCUACGGUCCGGAGGCUUCUACGUACGGAGUAGUUGCCGUUGGCAAACUCAGUACUAUCAAAGACAACCCGCAAUCUGGAUUCAGUGGGGCUCGAGAUGACUGGUUCUAUGAGCAUGCCCUCCAAGCGGUGGGCAAAACAGAAAGCGUGCCAAUCAUGGACUACCUCUUUCGAUAUGACCGCGGAUCCUUCUGCCUGGGACGAUAUUGCUUUGGCAGAAUUCCUUUGAACAAGUGGACGCGGUAUCUCACAGACAGAGCCACACGCUCGCGCGCUCUGGCCCAGAUGUCGCAGGCUAUGCAUUGGGCGGAUCAUUUCAUCAUACAGGACCUAGUCAUCCCUCUAGAGUCGACUUACGCCAUGCUACACUUCCUAGAGGAAGAAUUGAAGAUCUAUCCCAUCCGGCUGUGCCCUAUCCGGCAAUGGCCGGAGAGCAAUGCCAUCAUGCGACCGAAUCCCCGAAAGACAAGUCUCUUCAUGGGCAUAGGCAUCCGCGGCUACACUCCGGAUACGCUCCACAAUCCCACUAAAUUCAAAGAAAAGAACCGAGACAUUGAAAGGACGGUGCACCGUCUGGGCGGUAUCAAAUGGCUGUACUCGCGCAAUUACUACAGCGAAGAAGAGUUUUGGGAUAUCUACCCAAGGAAAGAGUAUGGAGAGCUAAGGAAGAAGUAUAAAGCGGAGUACAUUGCAGAUGUGUAUGAGAAAUCCAGGUCUAGUGACAGGCAGAUCAGGGCUCCAAAGGUGAAGGGGUUUUGGAAUAGCGUGCUCGCGAGGACGUCGGUGUUAGCUACGAAGCAAAGCCCAAAGCCGAAUAGUCGUUAG